AAGAAGGGGCUCUUGGGACUAAUUAAAUCGAUUCGAUUUCACAACCUUGAUCCCGAGCAAUAAUGGAUGCAAUUAGUCGCCUGGUGGAUAUUUCCUCAACGACACGAGUCGGGCCGGCAAACGAAAACGUUUUUUCGACUUUCAGCGCCAAAAGUCUAUUAAUAAAGUUAUAAAACACAAUCCCUAGUCCUGCUUUCAUUCUUUCUUUUUUUCCGCAUACUAAAAUGGCGAUCAGUACUGACGAGUCCAACCCUAGAAUCUGCGUCGUUCUGGGCGGUCGAAAUUUCAUUGGAAAAUCACUUGUUUUACAACUAUUGAAAUCUAAGAAUUGGAUCAUUCGUAUUGCUGAUUCUGAUCCUUCGUUGAAUCUCGAUCUUAAAGAGCAAGAUUCGUUACUUUCUCAUGCCAUUUCAUCAAGUCAGGUUUCAUAUUUUCAAGUUGAUGUUCGUGACAAAUCUCAGAUCAAAAGAGCCAUUGAGGGUUCGGAGGUAGUAUUUCACAUUGAUCCAACAAAUUCAUUAUCAGAAAAUACUUACCAUCAGUACAUGAUAACUGUUCAAGGUACUAAAAAUGUUAUUAGUGUUUGCCGAGAAAGCAAAGUGAAAAGGCUUAUAUACAACAGUUCUGCUGAUGUAGUUUUUGAUGGUAAACAUGAUAUUUGUAAUGGGGAUGAAUCUUUAACAUACCAGUUUGCAAAUAUUUUUAGUGGUUUUAAGGCACAGGCAGAGAGUUUAGUCUUAUGUGCGAACACUGGCAAUGGGCUUUUAACGUGUGCAUUGCGUCCCAGCAGUCCUUUUGGACCUGGAGAUACACAUCUUAUACCUUUUAUUGUGAACUCAGCAAAAUCAGGCUUGGCAAAGCUUAUUCUAGGUAAUGGUACAAAUAUGUGUGACUUCACAUAUGUUGAUAAUAUUGCGCAUGCACAUGUCUGCGCAGAGGAAGCUCUGCGCUCUGGGGUGACUUCUGUUGCUGGAAGGCCAUUUUUUAUCACCAAUCUUGAGCCAGUGAAGUAUUGGGACUUUGCGUCUCUUAUAUUAGAAGGCCUUGGAUACCAAAGGGCAGUAAUCCAACUUCCUGCUAGGCUGGUUCAAGUAAUUCCUGUAAUUGUCAACUAUUUUCCACAGACUAUGAUUCACGUAUUGUCACGAACUAGGACUUUCAACUCUUCUCAAGCUCAAAAUCAUAUUGGCUACUCCCCUGUUGUUUCACUUAAGGAGGGUGCUGCAUUAACUGUCCAAUCAUUCUCCCAAUUAGCAGAAGGUUUUCCCAGGGAGCAAUCUAAAGCUGAAAAAGUUUUAGGCAGUGGAAGAGCUGGAAGGGUAUUAUUAUGGAGAGAUGAAAGGGAAACCUUUACGUAUUUCCUUACUCUGGCUUUGUUGUCUAACUGGUUUUCCCUUCCGGAAAGAACUUUUAUCUCCUCAGUUGCCAAGAUUUUGUUAGCGGUAACAGUUGUCCUUUAUGGCCUUGGCAGGCUGUCAUCCCCAAUGUUUGGUUUAACUGUUAGAAUGAUCAACCCUUCACAUUUUCAAGUUCCAGAAGCGACGAUCAAGGAUCUCUUUAUAUCCCUGACAUCUGCUUGGAACUGGUGGAUGCGUACAUUGAGGUCAUUUGCCAGGGGAGAUGAUUGGAGUACUUUCUUUCAGGUUACCAUUUCUCUGUAUCUUUUGAAGCUACUUCUUUCCCUUUCCAUCUCAACUGUCUUUGGUUUAGUACUGGUGUUUGCAUUUACUGCAUUCUUUGUCUACGAGCAAUAUGAAGACGAAAUUGAUAGAGUAGCAAAAGUUUCCUUCAUGGCUAUAAAGAGCACAAUGGGGUUAGUAAUGAGGAACUUGCCAGCACCUAUCAUUUCAAUUCUGGACAAAUACCAAGUAUUGUGUUCAGAUGAGGGAGCCAUUUCAAUGAAUGAUUGGAAACACGAAGAUUAAGAUUUAGCAAGGUGACAUUCAUUUUUGCUAUGUUCUUUUUGGCUUUGUCAUUGGUCCCAUUAUCCUCUCUGGCCUUCGACGUAACAAGACAAGAAUCUAGCCAACCCCUGUUGGUGAAAAUGGUUAUAAAUACAUAAUUUCUUUUGGGGAACAUGCGUUCUGUAUUGGAACACUAGAUCAUUCAGACUGUACUUUGAAACUAACACAAUGUCUCUUGUUUGAUUUUCCAUCUCAAGUUUCUUUGCAAUUCGGAGUCGAAUAUCAAAUCAAAUACCUAUAUAUAGGCAUGAUUAUAUUAGCAAAACCUAGUUCUUAUAAACUGUCAGGCUAGAAUGACCAGGAGUGUGUUUUCUCUUUAAUGUUUAAUACUAUUAUAGUAA
Papaver somniferum (opium poppy) is the source of this 2305-nucleotide messenger RNA. Its product is annotated as 3beta-hydroxysteroid-dehydrogenase/decarboxylase-like. The transcript has 12 exons. The record is from RefSeq and is a predicted model, not a curated record. NCBI's taxonomy places the organism in Eukaryota, Viridiplantae, Streptophyta, Magnoliopsida, Ranunculales, Papaveraceae. Gene Ontology annotation, molecular function: 3-beta-hydroxy-Delta5-steroid dehydrogenase (NAD+) activity. Gene Ontology annotation, biological process: steroid biosynthetic process. The coding region runs from base 225 to 1925 and encodes 566 amino acids.